Postia placenta MAD-698-R-SB12 is the source of this 4983-nucleotide messenger RNA. RefSeq lists its product as hypothetical. The coding region runs from base 1 to 4983 and encodes 1660 amino acids. The transcript is spliced from 8 exons. Gene Ontology annotation, cellular component: nucleus; cytoplasm. Gene Ontology annotation, molecular function: protein serine/threonine kinase activity; ATP binding. NCBI's taxonomy places the organism in Eukaryota, Fungi, Basidiomycota, Agaricomycetes, Polyporales, Adustoporiaceae. The record is from RefSeq and is a predicted model, not a curated record. Gene Ontology annotation, biological process: peptidyl-serine phosphorylation; phosphorelay signal transduction system.
AUGCCGUUCGUGAGGCGCCAUGUAACGCGUCGUCUGAAGGCGGCAAAGGCCGAGUGCGACAAGGAGCUGCAGCGUGUCGUCAACUCCAUCACGGCCUUCUUCGAGGAGCGCUUGCGGGAGGGUGAUCACGAGGCGGAGUCGGAGAGGGAGCAGCGUGAACGCGAGAACGAGCACGAGCGGGGGCGGGAUCGCUCUGACGCUCGCGGCGAGCCCCUCAAAGAGGCGUUCGUAUUCCAGCCCGCGCAGCUCAGGUCGGCGCUGCAGUUCGAGGACUCUAACAACAAUCGUCGCUCGUCGCGCAUUCUUGUCGACGACCCCGUGGAUCCGAUAAUGACGACGCUGUACGAGAUCAUUGGCGUCGCACAGGACGUACAGGAGAUGUCACUUAACCAGCUCACCGCGCAGCCGAAAGUGUGCGAGGAACUCGUGCAGCGUGUGCAGAAUAUCGGCAAGGCGUGGGAUGAACACCCAGAUUGGCACGGCCGCAAUUGGUACGUUCAGGUACUACUAGCCAUUGCAAGUCUCAGCCGUGUUGUCGAGUGGUGGGAGGCGGAGAAACAGUUCUGGAACUUCGACGACAACGAUGACGAGCAGGAAGAACCAUUGACCUUCGUGUUGAAGCCGGCCGAAGAGGAGCAGUCAUUGGUAUCCACGCCGCCGGAGGAGGAGAGCAGACUGCGCAUGUCGCGAACGUCGAGCCAAGGCCGACGAUGGAGGGAUGAAGCGCCUAAGGAUCUGUCUCUGACGCCAGCUCGUCAGGGAUCUGAGCAUGCACCCAGGAGCUUGUCGAAACUCCCUGACAAUACAGAGUCUGCUCGUGUGCUUGCAACUGAGCGGUUGCGCUUGCAGGCAGAGAUUGCACAGAACCAGAACAUUGUUUUGGAGCUCAGCAUGGAUGGCGAUCAUUUCCUUUGGGUCAACUACGCUUGGCGCAAUGUUGUUGGAACCGACCCGGAAGACCUAAUUGGCACCCGGGUCUCCAAACUGCUUGCACCUUCAGACUGGCAUGUCUUCAGAGAUGCAACGCGCCGCCUCCAGGAGAACGAUUCGAGCACUGUCGAAGUCAAGUUCAAGAUUAAGGUCACGGACCCUAAUGCUGACAUCGCAUCGUUCCGGAACCUGUACCAGCAGAUGGAGGGCAAGGGUAUGCUGAUGACUGACCGCGAAGAUGGGACACCAACACACACAAUGUGGGUUGUUAAACCGGUGGGCUCUCCGGAAUAUCUACAGCCACCACCUUCCAUUCUUCUUGAGUCGGGCGACGUCGGCGAGGAGCCUGCAUCUGCGGAAGCGACACAGGUCGGCUUCGGUGAGCGUCAGACCACCGACCCCGUAACGCCAUUUCCCUUCGCGCGUCCGAUCAGUACCCAGCCUAUUCUCUGCCGCAUAUGCGAGUGCACGGUACCACAAUGGUAUUUCGAGAAGCACAACGAGACGUGUGCAGAAACGCAUCGUCUCGAAGCGGAAAUCAGCGAGUGCAAUGAGUCCAUGGGAGAGCUGCGCAAUACGAUCCGCGACCUGCAGACAGCGAUGGACCGCUCGUCGCCGAUCACCGUCCCGGAGUACCGCGGUAUGCCUAUUUUCUCGCCAUCAACGUCUCCAAGCUCUUCUUCGCCGAUGCAGCUGCUUCGCGCGCCGUUGAAGAUGAAGAAGAUGAGCGUGAAGCGUAUGCAGCGAGGCGUCCUCGAGCAGCUGGAGACCAUCCUGCAAACCGCCGCCGACGUCUCCGUUCCGGCGCUCAAGGAGGAGGAAUCUGCUGAGCCCAUUGAACGGCAGAGGCUGCUGUCGCCCGCUUCCGAGAGUAAGAUGUCGAUCGUACGGCGGUGGUGCAAGCCCACCAUCGAAGAUGCGGCGUUGACUCAGCUGAUAGAUGAUGCUGAGCGUGUCAUGCGGCAGAAGAUUGACAACGUUGUGCGAUUGCAGAACACCAUCAAAUACUCGGAGAAGAUCCGCCAGGAGUGGGAGGAGAAGGUUGCGCAGAGCUUCGCGCAGGAUGACCUCGACGAGGAAGAGGGCGACGAGGAAGGUGAGGACGGCGACGAGGACGGCGACCAUUCAAGCAAUACGUCGGAGUAUGCUUAUAAUGGUCAGACAUCCUCACCUGAUCCGACGCCGCUGGCGUCGGCUUCGCCCAUUCCGUUCAGCGGCGGGCACGACCGAAGUACAGGCGGGCCGUUCUCGUCCACCUCCAGUCUACCAUUGCCUAUGGUUCCUGUGGCACCAGUUCCCGCAUAUCCUACAAGUGUCUUCCAUCAGACACGGUCGUCGACGCCUUCCUCUGUGUCGUCACCCCUCGCAUUGGCAGCCCCCAUCGUUGCCUCCAGUGUGUUGGAUCCACCUCCCAUGGAUCUCAACGAGGGCUACAACCAGAACACGAUACGUUCGCGGCCCUCGCUCGGUACUCUCGAGCCUCGGCUACUCAUUACACCUCCCUUGUCGCCUUUGGUUUCCCCCGAGGAUGCGUCAACUCAGCGUCGGCCAGGACGGCGUCGGCAUUCUACUGCUCAGCCUAUCCUCAGUCCCACUAACUCUAUGUCCAGUACUCCCCUCUCGCCUCGUCUGCCGUCCGUUGCACCACUGUCCCGCACGACGCCGACGUCCAUCAAGGACUUUGAGAUCAUCAAGCCCAUCAGCAAGGGCGCGUUCGGAUCUGUCUUCCUCGCGAAGAAGAAAGCGACCGGCGACUACUUCGCAAUCAAGGUGCUGAAGAAGGCAGACAUGAUUGCGAAGAACCAGAUCACAAAUGUCAAGGCAGAACGCAUGAUUCUCAUGAAGCAGGCUGAGUCGCCAUUUGUCGCCAAGCUCUACUUCACCUUUCAAAGCAAGGAGAACUUAUACUUGGUUAUGGAGUACCUCAACGGUGGCGACUGUGCGGCUCUGAUCAAGUCGCUUGGAUCCCUACCUGAGGAAUGGACGCGCAACUAUAUCGCUGAAGUCGUUCUUGGUUUAGAGUACCUACAUCAGCGUGGAAUUGUGCAUCGUGACUUGAAACCUGACAACCUUCUCAUUGACCAGCAUGGUCAUCUCAAGCUCACGGACUUUGGACUUAGCAGGAUUGGUCUCCUAGGGCGUCAAACACGGGAUUCCCAGCUCUCGUUCGACCGCGGUCUUCGAACUCGUUCGAGAUACAGUCCUGGAUCCCGGCCUCCUUCCAUUGAUUCUGCGUACAUGUCGUCAUCCCCGAUGUUCGUACCAGAUCUGCACCUCGGAGGUUCGUACUUUACGCAGAGGACCCAUUCGAUUCCUCGCCUAGGAUCGUCACCUUAUCUGUCACUUUCAGAUGAUGUAAGCGAGUCCAGUGGGUCUGAGUCUUUGCAAGGGUCUGGGCUUUAUCCCCUACGGCGGACUGGCAGCAAGAACCAGCCGUACUCGGACAGCCCCGCGCAGUCAUUUGCGACUGAGCUCACCACGGAUCUGCGCUCGCAUCCUACUCCUGGUGGGACGCCCCCCGGCGAACAGAAAGUGGUUGGCACGCCAGACUACCUUGCCCCAGAAACCAUUCUAGGUCUACGUGGAGACGAUGCUGCAGUCGAUUGGUGGGCACUCGGUGUCAUCACAUAUGAGUUCCUGUACGGCAUCCCUCCCUUCCAUGAUGAGACACCAGAGAAGGUCUUUGAGAAUAUUCUAUCUGGGCGGUUCGAAUGGCACGACGACUUCAUUGAGAUGUCAAAUGAGGCUAAAGACUUCAUCAAACGGCUGUUGACAUUGGACCCAAGUGAUCGUUUGGGUGCUAAUGGUGCUGACGAGGUCAAGACACAUCCAUUCUUUGCCGGAAUUGAUUGGGACAAGGUCACAAUGACAGAGGCUGCAUUCAUACCGCAAGUCACUGACCCCGAGUCGACGGACUACUUCGACCCGCGCGGUGCCGUCCUCCAGCUGUUUCACGACAACGAACAGCCGCAGACCACGGAUAGCCCACCGAUUGGAAUCGACACUAUCAACCCAGCUGUGGCUUCGGCGCCUCCCGCUUUAGCCAACGAUCAUGCCGCCUCCCCAUCUGACGAUGACUUUGGAUCCUUCAGCUUCAAGAACUUGCCUGUGUUGAAGCAAGCGAACGAUGACAUGAUUCGCAAGAUGAAGACCGAUCAGAUGGCCCCACUCGCACAAACUCUAUCAGAGCCGAACACUGGCCACGCACGACGAAAGAGUGUCUCAGCCCGCGUCAACCUCAAGAAACCUGCCAAUGUCACCAUUUCAACCGACAAUGGGGGCAAGCCCUCGGUGACGAGUCCACCAUCGCCGGCGACCUCAACGUCUUCGAUAUCGUCUUCAAUGUCCCGAGGACCACCCACCCCAGGUAGUGCGAGCGGCCAUGCCCGGAAACCGUCUGACUACGGUGCGGUCGAGCGGUUCAAGCACAACCACCUUGAAGGAGACCCCUCCAGGCGGAAUUCAAUGCCAAGUCGGCUGAGGACAGCCUCAGUGUCUACGACAGGGGAGAGCGUUACGUCGGAAUGGGCGGUCCCCAGUGCUCAUUCGAAUCACUUCGAGGUCAACACGCCUCCUUCAUCUGUUGUGUCGAUCGACCUCAAGAGGGGUCCGGACCCGAACGACCGUGCCGUGACAUGUUUGUUAGCCGAGGACAACCCAAUCACGGCCAAGAUCCUCGAGACACUGCUCAUACGCCUGGGUUGCCGGUGUGUGGUUGUUGCGGACGGGUCGGAAGCCAUUAGCGUUGCUAUGGGUGAUAUCAAGUUUGACUGCAUUCUGAUGGACUUGCAUAUGCCAAUUCUCGACGGCGAGGGUGCCGCCCGGUACAUCAAAAACACCAGCAACAAGAAUGCCAGCACGCCCAUCAUCGCCGUUAGUGCCUAUAGCGGGUCGGAUACAUUGGAAGCUGGCAACUUGUUUGCGGGCUACAUCUCGAAACCGGUCCAGAAGGCAGACUUGAUUUCCGUUAUGCGACAACUCGGGUUCAAGACGUCGACUGCGCAGGGACAGGGGCGGGGGCAGACCGCAAAAGUCACGGCCGCUGCACGAUAG